This is a messenger RNA of Protopolystoma xenopodis, 327 nucleotides long. Lineage: Eukaryota; Metazoa; Platyhelminthes; Monogenea; Polystomatidea; Polystomatidae. The record is from the annotation of a GenBank genome assembly.
AUGAAGCAAUAUCGAUAUCUUUCGCCAUUUUGCUUUCAAGGCAGCACCUCCACUUCACAUAGUUUCAUCACGCCGCUUGCAGCCGCCUCUUCCUUCUCUGAGACUCUUGCUCCAUCGUUACAACAUUCCAGUGUUCCUCUUUCACCCUCACCUUCCAUUUCUUAUCUCGUAAACCCUACUUGUCAAUCUGGCUCUGCUAACCUCAUCAGUAAAGAUAACAAACAGAGUGAAAACGGCCCAGCUGGAGAUCAGAAACCUGUCUAUAGACAGCAAGUAUCUGUUGGCGCUACGCCGUGCACCGAUAUGGAGUGUACAGAAGGUUCGUGA